AGCCGCGCGGAGACGAAACCGCUUCCCGUCUUCAGCUACAUUCACAUUUCUUUCUCAGAACGCAAAGAACGCGGGACGGACGUGCUCCGGAACGGAGGCGUCAUCGCGGCUCAUUUAACAGAAGGCGGCGGACCCGAUGCAGAUCGAAGCGAGAGCGAGUGAUGUUGCAAGCUCGUUAAUGGAACGCGGUAGAAACAGAUCGACUCGGAAACAAUUGGCAUCCGUGGCAGACCAGAUUGGCUCCAAAAAAUAAACGGCAUCAUGACUGGGUCAUUUAACUGAAUCAUCGUAGCUACGUUGCUGACAACUUCAUUGUUGCGCAUCGGACGGUAGACUGUGAAAAGAAGAAUCUCAGCCGACUGACCGAAAAGACUGCAGUCAAGAGCUCGAGGUUUGCGACCGCUUCAUAUCUCAGGUCGAUCCGGAUCUGCAUAAGCGUAAGCAGUGACCGCUGUUCAUUUAUAAGCCCCUUCCUGAGAAGCUGCGACCACCGCGACGAGCGUCCGGAGUUAAUAACACGGGGAAAAGGAAGUCACGCGACUGAGGUAAUGAGGAUGAUGAAACGACGCGGCUGAUACACCUAAAGCGUUAAUACGUCUCGAACGAGCAGGGUGCGAGUACACAUAUAUUUACUUAAGUACACGGACGGAUGAGAUCGUGUUCUCAUUAAAUGUACUGCUCAUGCAGCUGCUCAGUGAGCUAACAGCAACGACUGAAGCAUGGCUGAUGAAGGAUCUGACACAUCUAAAAAGGGCGAUACCCUAGGGGACAGCGAUGUCGACGGCGAAGUGCCAGAUGAAAUCGAACGCGACGACAUCGCUAAAACUCCGAUCACGACAACGACAAAGAACGCUUUAAUAACGACGCAGCUGGGACCGUGCGAGACCUAUCCGCAUCCUGUCAAAAUUUCGAUCGUGGGUACAAGAAAAGUUGGAAUGGCUUGCGCUAUCGCAAUUCUCAUGAGACGCAUAGCAAGCGAGGUAUGUCUGAUCGAUCAAAACUCGAACAAGGCUUCUGCCGAAGCCGAAGACAUUCAGCAAGCCGGUAUUUUUCUCGGAUGCCCGCUGGUAAUUGGCACAUCAGAUGUCUACAAGGUAAAAGAUUCGACAGUAGUAGUAAUCGCGGUUUGUGAAAAGAAAUCCGAGGAGGAGUUGAAUGUGAAGCGCAACAUCGAGGUGUACAAGAAGAUCGUCCCAACAAUUGCAAAGUUGGCCUGUAAGGCGGUGUUACUAGUUGUAACUCAACCGAUCGACGUGAUGUCGUACAUCACCUGGAAGUUGUCCAAGUUUCCCUCAAGCAGAGUCCUUGGCACGGGGACUUUGCUCGAUAGCUGCAGGUUUCAGGAUUUACUGAGUCGGAAGUUGGGACUGGCGCGCACAUCGAUCAACUGCAUGAGUAUCGGCGCGCAGGGCGACACAUCUGUUCCCAUAUGGUCGAGCGUUCACGUGGCGGGUACAAAGUUACGCGACAUAAACCCACGAAUGGGUGAGGCGGAUGAUCCCGAGAAGUGGCGUGACAUUUCCGAAGCUGUAAAUAAAACCGACACGGAGCUUAAUCGGAAGAAGGGCGAGAGAGGACCGAGUUGUUGGGCACUCGGCUUCUGCACCGCUGAAAUCAUCGACGCCAUCGUCAGAAAUACUAAAGCCGUAUUGCCAGUGUCGACGCACAUACAUAGUUGCGUCCACGGAACCGAUAAAGACGUGUAUAUGUCGGUACCCUGUGUUCUCGGCCGGGAGGGUGUGUACGCCAGGUUGCGACAGAAGCUGAACGAUCAGGAAAAGACGGCGGUACAACAGAGCGCCGACAGUAUCCGCGAUGUGUUGCGUGAGUGCGGCAUUCUUCGCGAGUCGAGCGACAUUGAAGAGUGACGAUCGGCGGCGGAUCGAGGAAAGGAGGAGAGCGAGAAGCGCAGAGGACUUGAGAACGGAUACGUGGUGCGGAAAUGGCGAAUGGGAAGAGAAAGGGGACAGGGGGAGAAGCGACGAUCCUAGAAUGCAUCUUCAUCAAUAAAGGCGAUGCUGCACCUGGCAACCGGUUACCGCGUGCGUACAUUCGAUCGCCGUAAUAAACGAUAUAUGAGUGAAACGCGACUUCCUGGAAAAUUAAAUCAGCCGCGUUCUCCUAAGAUUGCCUGCGAACGGUACAUGCAACUCGCGCUACAAUGUUGCACGCGUGCGGAGCUUAUUACCCUUUCUUUUUUGCUCGAUCGAAUUUUGAUUUACGCAGCCAAGCGAUGUACGGUGGAAAGGUGAAAGGGCGGAAGAAAAUGCACUCUCCAUUGCAUGCGAAGCGAGUAUACGGUUGAGGGUUGCGGCUAAAGGAGAUUGGAUAAUUUAAACUACAACUCUUUUAUAUAUUAACCUUAGGUCUUGUUAUGUACCGAAGUCGUUGUGUUACACGUAUAUAUUAUAUAUAUAUAUUUUUUUUUUAAGUGAAAAUGCAAAGAUUGUUAUGAUGAAACAGCCAUUGUAAUAAGAAAAAAGAAAAAAAAAUAGUGAGUACUAAAUUAGUAGGUCUAUAAGGAUGGAAUAAAAGAGUCCUAAGAAUC
This is a messenger RNA of Solenopsis invicta (red fire ant), 2548 nucleotides long. RefSeq names its product L-lactate dehydrogenase B chain. Gene Ontology annotation, biological process: carboxylic acid metabolic process. NCBI's taxonomy places the organism in Eukaryota, Metazoa, Arthropoda, Insecta, Hymenoptera, Formicidae. The coding region runs from base 720 to 1868 and encodes 382 amino acids. The transcript has 12 exons. The record is from RefSeq and is a predicted model, not a curated record. Gene Ontology annotation, molecular function: oxidoreductase activity, acting on the CH-OH group of donors, NAD or NADP as acceptor.